Messenger RNA from Vombatus ursinus (common wombat), 5356 nucleotides. RefSeq names its product zinc finger protein 883-like. NCBI's taxonomy places the organism in Eukaryota, Metazoa, Chordata, Mammalia, Diprotodontia, Vombatidae. Gene Ontology annotation, molecular function: RNA polymerase II cis-regulatory region sequence-specific DNA binding; DNA-binding transcription repressor activity, RNA polymerase II-specific. Bases 135 to 4103 code for a protein of 1322 amino acids. The record is from RefSeq and is a predicted model, not a curated record. The transcript has 5 exons. Gene Ontology annotation, biological process: negative regulation of transcription by RNA polymerase II.
CUGCAUCCUUGGCAUCUACAAGCCUGUCCCGGGUCUGCCCGCGGUGCCCUGGGGUGGUGGGCACAUGAUCUUGGCUUUCUCAUGGCUCCCUUUCCCUUCUCAGCUCUGCCUUGGCCCCAGAGGAGGAGGCGGGCAUGGCGCCCAUGCUCCAGACCGCGGGGACCCCCCUGGAAUCAAUGACGUUCAGAGAUGUGGCCGUGACCUUCAGUCCGGAGGAGUGGGGGCAACUGGGGCCCUCUCAGAAGGAGCUGUACCGCCAAGUGAUGCUGGAGAACUAUGGGAACCUGGUGUGCCUGGGACUUGUCCUUUCCAAGCCUGACGUGAUCGAGCAGCUGGAGCGAAGCGAAGCCCCUUGGAGUCCAGAGGCAGCCGUCCCAGGAAGCAGCCAUGCAGGUCAGAAGCCUAGGGCUGAAGCCAAAGAGUCAUCUCCACAGUGGGGCUUUUGUAUGGAAGAAACAUUUCAGAAAACACUCACCAGAGAUAGUCUCUCUGUCUCAAGCUUGGGAGAAAUCUGGGGAAAUGGUGCUAGAUUAAAGAGACAGCAGCAAGAUAAAAAGCAACGUACCAGACAAAAAACCAUCACUCAAAGGAAACCUUCCAGUGAAGGAAGAAUCCAUAAAUAUAAUAAAUGUGGCAAAAGCACCAGUCCACGGCCAGGCCUUUUUCCACAACAAAGAGAACCUCAUAAAAAGGAUUUCAGGCAACACUCAGCCCUAAAGAAAGGUAACAGAAUAUGCUCAAAGAAAAUAUUUUCUAAAUUUAAAGAAUAUGGAGACUCCUCCAGCAAUAAUUCAGACCUUAUGGAAAAUCAUAGAAUAUAUAAUGGAGAAAAAACUUCUGUGUGUAAUGAAUAUGGGAAGGGCUUCUUUCAAAGGAUGUGUCUUAUUCAGCAUAAAGGAAGUAAUACUGGAGAGAGACCUUUGGAGUGUAAUCAGUGUGGGAAGCCUUUUCACCAAAGUGGACGUCUUAUUCAACAUCAGUCAAUUCAUACAGGAGAAAAACCUUAUGAAUGUAAUGAAUGUUUUAAAGUUUUUCUCUUGAGCUCAGGACUUACCGAACAUCAGAAAAUUCAGACUGGAGAGAAACCUUAUGAGUGUAAUGAAUGUGGGAAGGCUUUCCGUCAUAGUUCACAUUUCAUUCAGCAUCAGAGAAUUCAUACUGGAGAGAAACCUUAUGAAUGUAAUGAAUGUGGAAAAGCCUUCCGCUACAGCUCAUAUCUUACUCGACAUCAGAUGAUUCAUACUGGAAAGAAACCUUAUCAGUGUUAUGAAUGUGGAAAGGCCUUUCGAGACAGCUCACAGCUUACUAAACAUCAGAGAAUUCAUACUGGAGAGAAACCCUAUAAAUGUAAUGAAUGUGGGAAGGCCUUCUGCCAUAGUACACAACUUAUUGCACAUCAGACAAUUCAUACUGGAGAGAAGCCUUAUCAAUGUAAUGAAUGUGGUAAGGCUUUCCGCCAGACUUCACAACUUACAGCUCAUCAGAGAAUUCACACUGGAGAGAAACCUUAUCAGUGUAAUGAGUGUGGGAAGGCCUUCCGCCUGAGCACAGGCCUUAGUGAACAUCAGCGGAUUCACACUGGAGAAAAACCUUAUAAAUGUAAUGAAUGUGGGAAGGCCUUCCGCUUGGGCACAAGCCUUAGUGAGCACCAGAGAGUUCACACUGGAGAAAAACCUUAUGAAUGUAGAGAAUGUGGAAAGGCCUUCUGCCAUAGCUCACAACUUACUCUACACCAGAGAAUUCACACUGGAGAAAAACCUUAUGAAUGUAGUGAAUGUGGAAAGGCCUUCCGUCAAAGCACACAACUUACUGUACAUCAGAAAAUUCAUACUGGAGAGAAACCUUAUAAGUGUAAUGAAUGUGGGAAGACUUUUCGCUUGAAUACACAACUUACUGCACAUCAGACAAUUCAUAGUGGAGAGAAGCCUCAUAAAUGUAACGAAUGUGGAAAAGCCUUCCGGCGGAGCACAGGACUUAGUGAACAUCAGAGAAUCCAUACUGGAGAAAAGCCUUAUAGAUGUAACGAAUGUGGGAAGGCCUUCCGACUAGGCACAAAACUUAGUGAACAUCAGAGAAUUCACACUGGAGAAAAGCCUUAUGAAUGUAAUGAAUGUGGGAAGGCAUUUAGGCAGAGCAUACAACUUACUCUGCAUCAGAGAAUUCAUACUGGGGAAAAACCUUACGAAUGUAGUGAAUGCAGAAAGACCUUCCGUCAGAGCACACAACUUACAGUACAUCAGAAAAUUCAUACUGGAGAGAAGCCUUAUGAGUGUAAUGAAUGUGGGAAGACUUUUCGCCUGAGUACACAACUUACUGUACACCAGACAAUUCAUAGUGGAGAGAAACCUUAUACGUGUAGUGAAUGUGGCAAGGCCUUCCUCCACAGUUCAUACCUUACUCGACAUCAGAUGAUUCACACUAGAAAGAAACCUUAUCAAUGCAAUGAAUGCGGGAAGGCCUUCAGGCAGACCAUACAACUUACUCGACAUCGUCAAGUUCAUACUGGAGAGAAACCUUAUGAAUGUAGUGAAUGUGAGAAGGCCUUCUGCCAGAGUUCACAGCUUACGCGCCAUCAGAGAAUUCACACUGGAGAGAAACCUUAUGAAUGUAAUGAGUGUGGGAAGGCCUUCUAUCAGCAAGGACACCUUAUUCAACAUCAGUCAAUUCACACUGGAGAAAAACCUUUUAAAUGUAAUGAAUGCUCUAAAGUCUUUCGCCUGAGUACAGGGCUUGUUGAACAUCAGAAAAUUCAUACUGGAGAGAAACCUUAUAAAUGUAACGAAUGUGGGAAAGCCUUCCGCCAUGGAUCACAUCUCACUCAACAUCAGAGAAUUCACACCGGAGAAAAACCUUAUGAAUGUAAUGAAUGUGGAAAGACUUUCCGCCAUAGUUCACACCUUACUCAACAUCAGAGAAUUCAUACUGGAGAUAGACCUUAUAAAUGUAAAGAAUGUGGAAAAGCCUUCCGCCAUGGUUCACAGCUUACUCAACAUCAAAGAAUCCAUACUGGAGAGAAACCUUAUGAAUGUAAAGUAUGUGGAAAGGCAUUCAGACAAAGUACACAACUUACUGCACAUCAGACAAUUCACACUGGAGAGAAACCUUAUGAAUGUAAUGAAUGCGGGAAGGUCUUCCGCCAGAGUAUACAACUUACUACACACCAGAGAAUUCAUACAGGAGAAAAACCUUAUGAGUGUGAUGAGUGUGGGAAGUCCUUCCGUUUGGGCACAAGCCUUAGUGAACAUCAGAGAAUUCAUACUGGAGAGAAACCCUAUAAAUGUAAUGAAUGUGGCAAGGCCUUCCGCCUAGGCACAAGACUCAGUGAACAUCAGAGGAUUCACACUGGAGAGAAACCAUAUGAAUGUUCUGGGUGUGGAAAGGCCUUUGGCCAUAGCUCACAACUUACUCUACAUCAGAGGAUUCACACUGGAGAGAAACCUUAUGAAUGUAAGGAAUGUGGCAAGUCCUUCAGGCAGAGUAUACAACUGACCCUGCACCAGAGGAUUCAUACUGGAGAGAAACCUUAUGAGUGUAAUGAAUGUGGGAAGACCUUCCGACAGAGCACGCAACUCACUGUACAUCAGAAAAUUCAUAGUGGAGAGAAACCUUAUAGAUGCGAUGAAUGUGGGAAGGCCUUCCGCCAGAACACACAACUCACUGUACAUCAGACGAUUCACAGUGGAGAGAAACCCUAUAAAUGCUUGGAAUGUGGCAAGUUCUUCCGCCUGAGCACAGGACUUAGUGAACAUCAGAGAAUUCACACCGGAGAAAAACCUUACAACUGUAAUGAAUGUGGAAAGACCUUCCGCCAUAGUUCACACCUUACUCGCCAUCAGAUGAUACAUACUGGGAAAAAGCCUUUUGAAUGUAGUGAAUGUGGGAAGUCUUUCCCCCAAAGUGCACAACUUAACCGGCAUGAGAGAAUCCAUACUAGAGAGAAGCCCUAUCAAUGUUUUGAAUGUGAGAAGGCCUUCCGCCAGUGCUCACAGCUGACUCGACAUAAUAAAAUUCAUGCUAGAGAUAAACCCAAUGACUCUAACAAAUGUGGGGAGGCUUCCAAAGAGCCCAGAGCUCUCAAUAGAAAUCAAAACCUGCAUCCUUGAGAGAAACUUUGAGUGUAAUGAAUGUAAGAAGAGUAGGCAGCUGGUUGGAACUAUCAGCUAGGUAGCACAGUGAAUAGACCCCUGGACCUGGCACCAGGAAAAACUGAGUUCCACUCUGGCCUCAGAACCUUCCCAGCUACCUGACACUGGGCAAGUCACUAUUUAAUCUCCGUCAGCCUCAACUGUCUCAUCUGUAAAUGAGAAUGGUACCACCACUCACCUCUCAGUAUUCUUCCUAUUAUGCCAAACUGAAUUCAGCCAGAGCCACUUGGGAGAAUUUACUUAAGUGAAAGCCCUACAGAUGAGGCAUUUCCCUGUCUAGUUUCCCCAAGGGGGUUGUUCUAACCCAUUUCCCCAGCUCUCCAGUUCCCAGCAACCUCCCUCCCUCACACGGCAGGCGAUUCAGACUUUUGCAGCCUGACAUUCUCUGAGGCUUCCCAAAUGCCCAGCCCUCCUCCUCUACGCCUGCCUUCAGGAGACCACCAAGCAUCCCCCUUCCUCACUUCGCCCCAUUGUGAGAAGAGCCUGGGGACUGAAGGCUUCCUUGAUGCAGCUCUGAAAACAGUGACUUUGUAAUUCCUUCACCCCAUUCCUCUCAAAUCUAGAAGAUGCACUACUCCCCUCCCUAAAUCUGAGGUGUUUCUCUGCUUUCCCCUCUACCACCAGACCACAACGAGUCUCUUUCCUCACUCCAGCCAUGAGUCUAACCAUAACCUCCCAGGUGGUGCGGCCUCACCUACUCGACCCAGCUCCUGUUUGUGUGACCUGGCCAGUCUCUGUCUCCCAUCUCUUUAGGAUUAUGGAUCCCUAGAAUGUUAUCAAAAGCAAAGCUUCCUCUCCAAAAAUGUUCUUUACCACAUUAUUUAUAGUCAAAAAUAAGCUAGGAUCACCCAGAGAGAGCAGAGAUCUUGGGACAGAGGCCUGUGGUACAUAGUGGCUAGUGUUUCUGUAGCACUGUGAAGGUUUACAAAGCACUUUACAAAUGUAAUCUCACUGGAAGCUCAGAACAGCUGUUAGGCAGGUGUCGGUAUUAUCUCCUCUUUAGAGACCAGGAGGCUGAGGCAAUGGGUUAAGUGACUUGUCCCUGGUAACAGUAAGUAUCUGAGGCAGGAUUUAGGCUUAGGAUAUCCUAACUACCUGUCCAGCGCUUUCCAGUGUACCACCUCGUUGCCCAAUACUAAAUCCAACCAUUUACAAAGUACUUUACGCAUGUUACUUUAUCCUUAGAGCAACCUGGGAGGCAGAUGCUCUUA